AUGAAAGGGAAAGGAGCUGAUAAUGUUCAACCAUCCAAUAACUCGAUUAACAAAAAGGGAGACGAAGCCACCCAAACGAAGCAAGUUGAUCUUACUGAAAAAACUGAAAAUUUGGAAGGUCAAAUUGAUCUUACUGAAAAAACUGAAAAUUUGCAAAGUGAAAAGAGUGAUCAAUCAGUAUUGAAAGGGAAAGUUGAUAAUGCUCGGUUCAAGCCACUAAUCAAGGCUGUACAGAAGCGUAAUUGGACACUUUUACAAGAUUUGGUAAACAGGACUCCUUGGGCCUUGACGGAAACUGUUUCAGAAUUUGAGGACACCAUUUUUCACAUAAUUAAUGUAUCAGCUGCACCCACUUGGCUUAUAAAGAAACUUGCAUUCAAGAUCAGUGCAGAAGAACUUCAAAAUUUGAGAGGAGAGUUUGGCCGAUCCGUUUUAUUCCACUCUGCCAUUUAUGGCAAUAGAAAUGCUGCAAAAGCUUAUGUCCUUAGGAACACUGAAUUUCCAAACAUAAGGAACGAAGAGGGUUAUCUUCCAAUUCAUGAAGCAGCAAGAUAUGGCCACAAGGGAAUAAUUCAAUACCUUCUGUCAAAAACAAAAGUACGGUUAGAUGACGACAAAGGUGUUCAACUGAUUAAAGAUCUCAUCAGUUCCGGACAUUAUGGUAUAGCGUUAGAUUUAUGGAAGGGAUAUCCAAAGUUAGCUCUUGAAAACAAUGCAGACAGAAAAAGUAUAUUAAAAAUAUUGGCUGGUAAGCCUCUGGCUUUUAAAAGUGCGAGUUGGAGUCGCCUUGGGUUUUGGAGACGCUUGAUCUAUGAUUGGAUUCCUCUGCAAGAGGAAUAUGUUCCUCACAAUGAAAGUAACAAUGGGGACAUAGAAAACGCCGUUAAAUGUCCAAACGAGUUGGGACAAUCCAAACAUUUUGGACCUAUUCGUCGAAUAAUCUAUGCUUCAUUUGGUGCUUUGCGCCAAAUGAUCUGGCAUAUCCUCAUGCUGCUAGUCCCGGAAAUCAAAAACAUUCGCGAUACAAAGUUGACACAUAUACAAACCCUCAAAAUUGUUAGAAUCUUGUGUCAUGGUAGUGAAGUUACGUGGAAUCGUAAAGAGGCCUUUGAAACUUUUUUGUCGCCAUUUCUUGAAGCUGCAAAACUUGGGAUUUGCGAAAUUGUCGAUGAAAUUUUUGAUGCUUAUUUUUAUGCUUAUACCUACCGCUACAAAGAUAAUGGUCACGGUCUACUUCAUAUGGUAAUUUUACAUCGCCAAGAAAAGAUUUUUAAAAUUAUUCAAGAAAGGAAUGUGUAUCUAUCAAGCUGGAAAGCAGUCAACAAAGGUGGAAAAACUGACAACAUGUUGCAUUUGGCUGGACGGUUGGCAGCUUCAAGUCAAGUCUCUGGUGCAGCAUUACAAAUGCAGAGAGAAUUACAGUGGUUCAAGGCUGUGGAAAGUUAUGUCCAUCCAUCCCUUCAAGAGCAACAAAAUAAGAAUAAUAAAACUCCUAGAGAAGUCUUUACCGAAGAACACAAGGAAUUGGUUAAACAAGGUGAAGAAUGGAUGAAGGGAACUGCUACAUCAUGCAGUGUUGUAGCUGCAUUGAUAAUAACUGUAGUUUUUACAGCAGCUUUUACCGUACCAGGUGGCAACAACAAUGAUGGGAUACCCAUUUUCUUGCGCAACACAACUUUCAUAGUCUUUGUCAUAUCAGAUGCCCUUGCACUGUUUUCUUCCACAGCUUCAGUGCUGAUGUUCUUGGCAAUCCUCAGUUCACGUUACUCAGAAGACGAUUUUUUGUUGUCAUUGCCAAGGAAGUUAAUCAUCGGCCUUAUCACGCUAUUCUUUUCUAUUGCAAGCAUGAUGGUAGCAUUUGGUGCAACUCUUUACACAUUUCUUUCACAUUCAUGGAAUUGGACUGUCAUUCCAAUUUCACUACUCGGAUGCCUCCCAGUGGCCUUAUUUGUCAUGUUACAAUGUCCUCUCUUGGUUGAAAUUUUCUCUUCCACUUAUAGACCAAUAAUUUCCAUAACCCCAAAUAAAUAA
This is a messenger RNA of Pistacia vera, 2031 nucleotides long. RefSeq lists its product as uncharacterized. The transcript is spliced from 8 exons. The record is from RefSeq and is a predicted model, not a curated record. The coding region runs from base 1 to 2031 and encodes 676 amino acids. Lineage: Eukaryota; Viridiplantae; Streptophyta; Magnoliopsida; Sapindales; Anacardiaceae. Gene Ontology annotation, molecular function: protein binding.